This is a messenger RNA of Vigna umbellata (rice bean), 2582 nucleotides long. RefSeq names its product protein CHUP1, chloroplastic-like. Gene Ontology annotation, cellular component: cortical microtubule. The record is from RefSeq and is a predicted model, not a curated record. Gene Ontology annotation, biological process: protein localization to cortical microtubule cytoskeleton. NCBI's taxonomy places the organism in Eukaryota, Viridiplantae, Streptophyta, Magnoliopsida, Fabales, Fabaceae.
CAAACUGUUACAAAACACAUCAUCAUAGAAACGCCCCUUUUAAUCGAGUCACGAGGCGUUCCAGCAUGAUCAUGUACAAGUAAAUGUAAAGUUCAUCGGGAAUAAACCAGAAAUGGCUCUGUGUUUUUCUCUUGGCCAUGACAUGGGAUAGAGGAUGGUUACGAAGAGGGUCUAAUCUGUGAUCUCUCUCAUGAUUGAUGGAAAGAAUAAUUAGGUUUUUUGGUUUGAUAACGAAAGAGGAAAAGGGUAUGAAGCCUUUUCUUCUGAAAUGUGGUUUGGCUUUGGCUCUUACCUUUGCUGGACUUCUCUACUCUCAUAUCGGAGCCAAGAGAAUCAAACCUUCUCCUACUUCCCCCAAGGGACACCCUUCAGGUCAUGAAAGCGAAGAUAAUUUUGUGAGAGGUAAAAAGGAUGCUUCUAGUUCUGGCACCAAUCUUUCAGAGGAAAAUGUUUUGGAUGCUGAAGAAACAUGCAUCAGCAAGGUGAUUGGUAAAAAUUCCCCAUUGGGUCUCUCUUUGAGGACUAAAAGAAGUGGAGAGAAAGAUGAGUUCAUCCAUCCUGAAUUUAAUGAUCCUAUCAAGGAUGCUGAAUUUGGAGUCAUCAUUGAAGGUAGUUCUUUUAAGAAAGAGGUAGAAACACCAAGGUCAAAAGUAGGAUCUCCUAUGGCAUAUGCAAAUGUUGACAAAGAUGACUAUGAGAAAGAGAUCAGGAACCUCAGGAGCAUGAUCAGAAUGCUUCAAGAGAGGGAAAGAAACCUUCAGUUUCAACUACUUGAGUACUGUGGCAUUAAAGAGCAACAAGCAGCAGUGAUGGAGCUCCAAAAUAGAUUGAAGAUAAGUAAUAUGGAGGCUAAGAUGUUCAAUCUGAAGUUUGUGACCUUGCAGUCUGAGAAUCGGAGAUUGGAGGUACAAGUGGCUGAUCAUGCAAAACUGGUAUCUGAGCUUGAGACUGCAAAAACGAAAGUUAAGUUUUUGAAGAAGAAAAUUAAGUAUGAAGCUGAACAGAAUAGGGAGCAUAUCAUGAAUCUUAAGCAAAAAGUUGCCAAGUUGCAGGAUCAUGAAUUUAAAGUUGCUGCUAACGAACAAGAGAUUCAAAUUAAGCUGAAAAGGCUUAAGGAUCUUGAGUGUGAGAUAGAGCAGUUGAGAAAAUCUAAUUUGAGACUCCAGAUAGAAAAUUCUGACUUAUCUCGAAGAUUGGAUUCUACUCAGCUCCUUGCAAAUGCUGUUCUAGAAGAAGCCGAGGCACAAGCUCUGAAAGAAGAAGGUGAACGUCUCAGACAAGAGAAUGAAGGGUUGACGAAAGAACUUGAGCAAUUACAUGCAGAUAGAUGUUCAGAUCUUGAAGAGUUAGUUUAUUUGCGGUGGAUAAAUGCUUGCUUAAGACAUGAACUACGAAGUUAUCAGCCCCCACCUGGUAAAACAGCAGCAAGGGACUUAAGUAAAAGCUUGAGUCCUACCUCUGAGAAGAAAGCCAAGCAACUUAUACUUGAAUAUGCAAACAAUGAUGGGCGAGGGAGCGUUUCUGAUGUGGACUCUGACCAAUGGUCCUCUUCACAGGCUUCUUGUUUCACAGACUGUGGUGAGCAUGAUGAUUAUUCUCUUAAUGAUACUUCAUCUGAGGCCAAAGCUAACAAUCCAAGCAAGUCAAGGAUUUUUGGCAAGCUUAUGAAGCUGAUACGAGGCAAAGACAGCCAGCAACAACGUGAUCGAGUUAUAUCUAAAGAAAAAUCAAUUUCCCGGGUAGAUAGCAGCAGUUCACAUUUCAGCUUGAGUAUGUCAACUGGAAAUGAGUGUCUUAGGAGCGAAUAUACGACUCCCUCUGUCACUUCUAGAACUUCCUUUGAUUAUAACCAAGCCACGAGUAUGAAGGAUGAUAGUAGGAGAAAUUCAUAUAGCCAUACCCCAGGAAGCUCCAAGAAUUUCAGUCCAAUGAGAAGAAGUUCAGCAGAUUCCAAAAACCGCCUCGAUUCUUUCUCAGAAUCCCCUGGCAUGGAGAAAACUAAUUUGGUCAAAUAUGCUGAAGCUUUAAAAAAUUCCAGUGAAGCCCCCAAACAUAAAUCACACAGAAGAUCAGCAGCAUAUAGUUCGUUUUAACUUAUUAGCUACAUAUGCAAGGAUUUUACAUUACGAUGAAUAUUACAGAUUAGCAGGGUUUAUUUAGCAAUCAAUCCUGAUGUACAAUAUUAGACGUUAGGAGCUGUUCAGAUAACCAUGUAAUAAUUAAGGAGGGAGGCACUUAAAAUCAUAGGCAAGAAUUCAUGCAUAGUAAUUCUGUGAGUAUGGUAAAAUUUUAACUUCUGGCGAUUCAUUAUGAUCCUUUUCUCUAGCCAUAACUUGCUUCUUUGCAAUUGGUAAUUUCUAGAUUAACUAUAUUACAAAAUUCUGAUGAAAAAUUUUGAACCGUCAGGUUUAGUAUUAAGUUCCCUUCAUCCUACUUCAGGAAUUCUGCUCAUUUUGCUUUUCCACCACAGUGCUACAUGGACUUGUUCAAAAGUUGUGUCUGUUGAAUAUUCAAUCUGGUGAGGCAGAUUGUGAGGUGGAGAUAAACUUGGUUUUUUUCCUCUUAACAAUUACAUGUUAUUU